CUUGUACCGUCCCCGACACUUCUGUUUUCUCACCCACACAGAGAUACUAAAAGAUGGUUUCUAAUUUCAACUGUAGUUCCCUUUUUCACAUCUAGAGCUCAUGUUAGCGUUUCAUGACAUGACUGCUGAAUAGCUCACCAAAAGUCAUUCUGAAGACACCGAUUUCUUUCAAAAACAACUCUGAACAGACAGACAGACAGACAGUAGCUUCAUCAGCAUAUCACACCACCCAAACCUCAGAGGACUAUGGACAUAGACACACAGAUGAUGUUAAUGGGUCUGCUUUUGGCAGCCUUCGUCAGCCCUGUGAUUGCUGGAGAAUGGAGGGCCAGUGUUGUGAGAAGCCUUGAUGCUCUGGUUUCAUCCUGUGUUGUGAUUCCCUGUUCGUUCACCCAUCCUGAAGGAAACCUGCCUACCUCCAGACUCAGAGGGAUCUGGCAUAUUUCAAACCAAAGAGAUCAGUGCAUCUAUCACGAGGAUAACACGCUAGUUUUAGACAAUUUUAAGGGACGCACAAAGUUGUUGGGACAUCUGGGUCAGAGCAACUGCACCUUAGAAAUAAUUGAAAUCAAAGAUCAUGACAGCGGCCCUUUCUGUUUCCGGAUUGAACUUAGACCAAAAGAGACUGGUACACUGGAGAAGUUCUCUUUUGUCGAGCAAUGUGUCGAUCUGAAAAUGCUCCCUGAUCCUCCAAAACUCAAACUGACUCACCUAAAACCUGCCGUUCAAGGACACCCCUUCGUUCUCACCUGUACAGUCCUUCAUACCUGCCCCUCUCGGGCCCCUAAACUCACAUGGAGCAGGGGCACUGCAGAUGGAAUCGCUGAGGUCAACAGAGAAAUCCAUGCAGGAAACUGGGAGAUGCAGUCCAUCCUAACGUUCAUUCCUGAAGACGAGGAUGAUCACAGUGAUGUCACCUGCACAUCCACUUUUAAUGGAGGCAGAACAUCAUCUGAAACACUGACACUCUAUGUAAAACGAAGAGAAAACUAUAACCACAUCAUCAUUCCCACAGUGGUAGGGAUUGGUACAGCUGUGAUCUUUGCAUUCUUUUGUCUUUUCAUGGUGAAAAAAUAUAAGGCUCGCAUUGCAGAACUUCAAAGUCAGGAUGGCAACGUUUGGAACCGGCUGUCCAGGCUGUCACACAGGAUACGUUCCAAUGGCCCAGGACCAUCUCAAUCCGAACAAAGAAGGUCAAUGUGGAGCAGAUUUUCGAGGAGGAGGCCUCAAGUGGACAUGGUGAAUCAGAUGCCAGGUGAUGUGAAUUCAAAAUCCUCCUGCUCCAACCAAAAAGUCUCUAAGCCUCGUUUCCCGUCCCCCAAAAGCCAGCGGAAAUCGUGCAAUGACAAGGGCUUUGACGAUGGUGACGAUUACAUGAACACUGAAGAUCUCAACGUCUAUGGAAACCUGUGAAAUAUAGCCCCCUAAGAAUGAUCAAAAACACACAAACAAUUCUCAUCAUGCUCAUAAUCACGCUUUUUAAGAUGGCUGUUUUAUUAUGCAUGGUCAUCAAUGUUGAAUACUGUCACUGAUGAUUUUAUUGUUUUAAUUGGAAUUUAUUGGUCUGUAUUUUGUAUAAUUUCUGUACAAUUUCAUUUUUGAAUGCUGUAAUGAUUCAUGAUGCCUUCUGCCUCCUGUAAAUAUGCCACUUAGGUUAGCUAGUGUUUGGUAAGACUUGCUAUCAUCGCAGGUCGUGGCACACACUGUGCCAUACUGAGAAUCAGUUAGGAAAAAUCAAAGCCAAAGGCAAAAAAUGAAGCCAACAAGUAUGAACAAGAAUUUAAUUGAAUAAAGUCCUUUUUGGAAUAAAA
Labrus bergylta (ballan wrasse) is the source of this 1811-nucleotide messenger RNA. Its product is annotated as myelin-associated glycoprotein. The record is from RefSeq and is a predicted model, not a curated record. Lineage: Eukaryota; Metazoa; Chordata; Actinopteri; Labriformes; Labridae.